AUGUAUUUCCUGAAGCCUCUUAUCGCGACCUGGGCGUGUUUGGCCCAAGUCAGUUUGGCAGGUGUGGCGUUCACGAAGUGGCCAACUACCGCGUACACUGGAAAGCCAUCCACAGUGUAUUAUCAGGGCGACCCGGACUCUCCCGCAACAAUUACCCUGCGGCAUGGACCUUCUGGCAACCUCAAGACCCUCAAAGUCCUCACCACGCAGGCAGAAGGAGGCUCGUACACAUGGGUCCCUGACGAAGAUCUCCCUGCUGGCCCCAACUAUGCAUUGCAGAUCGAACAAGAUGGCAGUAUCAAUUACACCGGUCUUCUGAAGAUUGCGAAUCGACCCGAUCAGAAACCUGCGCGGCCGUCAGCUUCCCAGAACACACCCCUUCCAUCUGACAGCAACACUCCUCUCAGUGGUGGGAAAACCGUUCAAAAAGGCAACAAUGGCUAUCUCCCUAUUCUUAACGGCUCAAGCACCGAUACCACCAUUACUUCAAACAAAGGUGCAACAACCGAAUCCAACGAUGGUGCCACUUCCAGAUACAUUUCCCCCGAGAUGAUGCUGGCUGCGUUGGCCGCCACCGUCUAUUUUGCUGCUUGA
Aspergillus puulaauensis is the source of this 594-nucleotide messenger RNA. Its product is annotated as GPI anchored serine-threonine rich family protein. Lineage: Eukaryota; Fungi; Ascomycota; Eurotiomycetes; Eurotiales; Aspergillaceae. The transcript has 2 exons. The record is from RefSeq and is a predicted model, not a curated record. Bases 1 to 594 code for a protein of 197 amino acids.